CUUUCUUAUACUGUGUAUAAGUUUUUCAAUAUGGCAAGAACCAAGCAGACCGCUCGCAAGUCCACCGGUGGAAAGGCGCCCAGGAAGCAGCUCGCUACCAAGGCUGCCCGAAAGAGCGCUCCCGCUACCGGCGGCGUGAAGAAGCCUCACCGCUACAGACCCGGCACUGUGGCUCUGAGAGAGAUCCGCCGCUAUCAGAAAUCCACCGAGCUGCUGAUCCGCAAGCUGCCCUUCCAGCGGCUGGUCAGAGAAAUCGCUCAGGAUUUCAAGACUGACCUGCGCUUCCAGAGCUCCGCUGUCAUGGCGCUGCAAGAGGCUAGCGAGGCUUACCUGGUCGGGCUCUUUGAGGACACCAACCUGUGUGCCAUUCACGCCAAGAGAGUCACCAUCAUGCCCAAAGACAUCCAGCUGGCCCGCCGCAUCCGCGGAGAACGCGCUUAAACUGCAAAACCCUUAAAACACAGUGAAACCCAAAGGCUCUUUUCAGAGCCACUCACUCCUCUGAAUGAGUUAUAUUCC
This is a messenger RNA of Polyodon spathula (Mississippi paddlefish), 519 nucleotides long. Its product is annotated as histone H3. The record is from RefSeq and is a predicted model, not a curated record. Gene Ontology annotation, cellular component: nucleosome. NCBI's taxonomy places the organism in Eukaryota, Metazoa, Chordata, Actinopteri, Acipenseriformes, Polyodontidae. Bases 31 to 441 code for a protein of 136 amino acids. The transcript has a single exon. Gene Ontology annotation, molecular function: structural constituent of chromatin; DNA binding; protein heterodimerization activity.